Messenger RNA from Capsicum annuum, 402 nucleotides. RefSeq names its product acanthoscurrin-2-like. The transcript is spliced from 4 exons. The record is from RefSeq and is a predicted model, not a curated record. NCBI's taxonomy places the organism in Eukaryota, Viridiplantae, Streptophyta, Magnoliopsida, Solanales, Solanaceae. The coding region runs from base 1 to 402 and encodes 133 amino acids.
AUGCGCGACUGUUCCCCUCCAUCUAUUAAUUACAUAUUUGAUUACUGUGAAAAUGUUAUUGGUGGUGUUGGUAUUAUUAUUGGUGGUGGUUUCGGUGGUCUUGAUGUUGGUAUUAGUGGCAUUGGUUGUGGUGUUAGCGGUCUUAGAGGCCUUGGUGCGGUUAUUUAUGGCAUUGGUGGUGUUGGUGUUGGUGUUGGUAUUGGUGGAAUUAGUGGUGGCGUUGGUGGUGGUGUUGGUGGUCUUAGUGGUCUUGGUGGUGGUCUUAGCGACAUUGGUGGUGAUCUGGGUGCAUCUUCUGGAGGUGUUGGUGGUGGAGUUGUUGAAAUUGGUGGCAGCCAUCCUGAUGCUGAUGCUACUUCAACCACUGUUGGAGUUACUCCCCAGCUUGUUGAGGCAGAGUAA